CGGCCGUGCCUCCGCCUCGCCCAGCACCCGCAGCUCCUCGCUCAGCGCCCGCGCCAGCAGCAGGGCCUCCUCCAGGUGCUUGUCCCGGCAUCUCUUGGCGGUGCUCCUGCGACGGUCCGCAAGGAGCCAGCCCUGUGGUUGCCCCGUGGGUGAGCGCUGAGUGGGGCCGGUGCUGUGGCUGCUCCCAGACCCCUGCUGCCAGUCCUGGGCUUUCCUGGAGCGAUUCCUGCUGAAAUCCGCCUUCUCGCUUGCUCUGUCCCUUAGCCACAGCCACGCCUUCAUCAUGCAAAAAGCAGUGUGUUUGCUUUAAAAAUAGAGGUGAGACAGAAGGGUAAGCGUGAUCUCACUUCACCUGCCUGCAAGUUUUCGGCCUUAAAACAACAACAUCUGGAGCCGUUUCCAUAGUCGGUGGAGGAGCAAGCCCUGGAAGGACUGGAGAGGAGCUGGGCAAGGCUGAGGUGCUGCCAGAGGAGGCACUGAGGUGUCCCGCACACCAAGCCCAAUGCCUCUGCUUGGCACAGCCACCUCUCCCAUCGCACCACACUGCACCAGACCGACAGAGGAUAUCAUGUCAGUGGAAGCAGGUUCUCAGAGUAUAAGCAGGUCGUUUAACAUCAUCCGUAGAUUUUGCCUCCUGCCUGCUCACCACGGUUCCCAAAUCACCGGUAGAUAUGUAUGCCAGAUCUAACCUGGUCCCCACGCCACCCUCUUGUCACCAGCGAAGGAAGUUUCCUUCACAAGGAACGGGGUGAGCUCAUCUGCUUGCUUCCCCAGGAUGCUCUUUGCUGGUUUUGACCCUGCAGGAGUGAUUUUUCCUGCUCUGCUUUCUGCGGAGGCACUAAGGAGAGUGAUGGCUGUGUUGGCCACCCAGGAGAGCAUGGCUUGGAGGACGCCAAGAUGUGGCUUCUAGGAAACCAACAGACCAUAGUUUUCAGCAAUGUUUGCCAGCUCUGCUCAGCUUUAGACAUUAAGCUGGAAGUCCAAAGCCAGCCACAGGGCCAGGUUUGCCCUCAAUGCUGCUAUUACAAACCAGCGAAACAUCCCUGGAUUUCACCCCAGUAAAUCAGGGCGGCACAGGAGGAUGCUUGCGCCCGCAGACCAACUCCUUCGUCACUCCAUGACUGCAGUGAAGAAGUGGGGAAUGCGUUGCCCAAGCAGAGCCCCUGUGCCCAUGAUGCCUGCACCCAGGCAAGGGAAGGGGCUCCCAUGUUUCAGGGUCCCUGAGGCUCUGGUUCCAUUUCCCCUUGUGCUGCCUGCAGAAGGCAGGGGUCAGAGAGGAAGAGGAGAAUUUUUCAGGUUUUGCCAUAGGAAGGAUUUUCAACCCCUGUAAAUUCACUUUUGACAAGCAAACGGCUAAAGCAGAUUAACCUUUUUGCUAAUCCUCUAUAAUGGCUUUGGAAUCUCCUUAACCAAUAAGAAAAUGAUAAGAGCCUGUUUCUUUUCUUUUUAUCUAUAACUAUAUUGUCCUCCCUUGUCUGCAUUUUUUUUCUUUCUUGUUUUAUUUUCCUUCCCUUUUCUAAUACGAAAUAGCCCAGCGAUCCUAUCUCUCAGAGGCUCAGUAAACAGAACAUCAGUAAUCCCUUUCCUUUAUUCCUCUCUGGUAACAGGGUGCAGAGAAGUGUCUGCCGAUUGGGAUUUGAUUACCAGCAGCUAUCAAAAGUCUCUUUGUAAGAUCUGGGUCCUGAAUCCCAUAAUUCUUUGAUAAAAGAAGUAUUACCAGUCCAUUUUCUGAAGUGAAAGGUACAGGAGAAAUGAAAGAAAGCAAUCAGCGGAGAUACUAAUAGGCUAAGUGCAUGUGUGGUGGGAAGGCAGGGCCAGGCCGAGGAGGCCAGGGAAAGAUGUCCUUUGUGCAGGGUGGGGAAUGAGAAUUAAUCUGCUUCGGCCGUAUGAUUAUCACAGCUGAGAGCAGGACGGGUCGCAUCCUGCACCUGCCCAGGCCACGUUUGCCUGCCCUGCAGUGGCAUGGUGUGGGGAGCAGGACCCGUCUUCAUGCCAUCCCCUGCGCCAGCUGAAGGAGAAGCAAAAUAGGGGGAUGGGAGAAAAAUACCAUUUUAAGCGAGAUUUUUAAAGAGAUUUGAGGGUAGAAAAGCAAUUUGGCAUCCCUUCUUGGCGGUGGAAGACAAAAAAAAGAGAAAAGAAGGGGGCCAGAGAUGGGGACCACCUGAGGACAGGCUCCUAUUUCCAUGAGGUGCCACAUGGACAUUUGAUGUGCAGGAGUUUCACAGCUCUCACUCAUAUGUCUCCUCAUUGUACCAUGAGUGUGACUGGUGCCUUACCUCCCCUACCAAGAAAUACUGAGCAGGAGUGCUCCCCCACUGAGUUCCCAAAGCCUCGCUAGCUCUUGGCUUAAGCAGCACUGAGGGCAAGAAAACUCAGGUUUAAACUUUCCAAAGCAACCUGAGCUCAACCACAGGUUCCCUGUUUUAGCUCCAGCUACUUAUUUUAGUCAUGAGCCCAAGCACUUUGUCAUCACCACCAGUUUAAUUAGAGGUGCUGUUCCACCUCUACAGGUGCUGUUCCACCUCCAUAGAGAAUAUGCUGUUCGUGGUUACAAAGCCCCUUCUUUCCCCCGUGAUCUACGCUGUGGCAGCUCUGACAAAAAUGCUGUGCCUGAGACUGAGCCCUUGUAAGAAACAGGACAUUUCUAAUGCUGAAGUGUCUCAGACUAGGCUAAUGCCCACCAGUCCUGGCUGGUUUUUCUUACAAGGCCCAGCACGAGAACCUCAUCUGUGAUGAGUCCCAGACCACUCUUGGAUAUCACCUCCCCAGAGGUCCCGUUUCUGGCAGAAGUUGGUAACUGAACCAACAUAGUUUGCAGAAGCCUGGUUGUCCCACUACAGUCAUAAAACCAGUGGUUAAAUUCUGGGCCACCAGGUUUUAGAAGUAUUUAGCUGUGUCUGGCCUGACCCUCAGGAAGGUUUUCAGUAAGAGGGAUGCCCCAGAUGACAUUUCGCACAUCCUGCUUGGCCAAUCUAUUUCUGUAAGCACUUGACCUUGGCCAGCCUGGCUCUGGCUGUUUUGGGCUUGCCCUUGGUAUUCUGCAAUGUCAGCUGUGGUAUCAUGGCCACAUUUCCCCAAAAGCUGUGGCAGGGCCACCUACGUGCGUGAAGAGACAGUGCCCUUCCCUUCCAUCACCUCCAAAUGCUGAGCAGGUACACAGCCUGCCUGUCCCCUCACAGGCAGCUGUAUGGAGGUGGCUGUAUGCCACCGAGCUGCCGUGAGCUGCCACGUAUCUAAUUUAUUAAGGGAUUUGAAUCCUGACAAAGAGCGUGUUAGAUAUAUGUAAAGCAUUAGUAUUAUUACUCUGAUUAGGGCAAUGGAGGUGGGGGAAAGGAGAAGGAGGGAAAAUACAAUUUCUCUGCUCUCAGCAGAAAAUAAAUCAACUUUUGCAGAGAGUUCUGGUGCAGCCAAGGCCAUGCUAUCAUUAAAAAUGACUUUUUAUUAAGCUGAACUCUAUUCUCUCUCAUAUUGUAUGAUAUGACAGCUCUCUUUUGAUGGGAAAGCUUUCAUUUGGCCAGAGAAAGGGAUAAUUUGCUUCUUUUAAGGAGUUAAUCCUUCGGUCCAUUUCUGGGCUGGGAACGGCUGUCCUCCCCCUGCCCUGAAUUGGAGGCUCCGGCACAAUGGAGAUCAUGACCGCAUCAAAUCUACACCGGAGAUGGAGAAAUCAGAUUUCCUUCUGGAGUCAUUUUUGUGGGAUUAGCUAAAUCUUAGAUCCACACUAACUCUUCACAAAGCCACCAAGAUUAGUUAGAAUUUAUUUUAUUCACAAGGGGGUUUACGGUUUUCUUUCCAAAAGGAUUAUAUCUCUCCAUAUAUAUUUAGGGUGGCUUCAGCCAUAAAGCAGUUAGGUUAGAGGGAGAAGAAGCACACGUGUGUAUAAAAUAAAAACUGCUGCAAGAAUGACAGUCACUUGAAAUUCCGGGACAAAGCAGCGAUUCCGGAUAGCCUCACUGGUCUGCUUUGAAGGCUAUGUAAGCUGCCUUUUGUCCUUGCAAGACCCCACUCCAAAGUCAGUGCACAGAGAGCAGACCCGGCUCAGCGUGAGCUCCUGUUCCCACGGCCGCUGCUCCUGGCCGAGGAUGUCUGCAGAGCCAGCACCAGACACCGGCUCAGGCAGGAAAGGUCUGCAGUGCUCGUUCAGCAUCGAGAACAUCCUCUCCAGCCCGGCAGAGAGGAGCUCCCAGGUCCUGGUCCCGCUCUGCCUGCGGGGCAUCUUGGACCGCACGCCCAAGGGACUGCGCCAGCUGGAGGCCAUCACAGCCAGCAACCUGCAGGAAGAGGAGGAGGAGGAGGAAGAGCUGGAAGGUGCGGGUUGCAACUGCUGCUGCUGCUCCCACACGAGUGCCCGGCCCCUGCAGCACUCUCCGAGUUGGCUGGAUGCCAGGUUCCCCUGGCCCAUGCGGCUGCUUCACUCGGCAGCCAGAACCUGCAGGAGUCCCCAGGGCAGCCCGAGCGAGCUGCAGGCUUUCCAGCAGAUCCAGCGCCGGACACGCCGCCAUCGCACCAUAUUCACCGAGGACCAGCUGCAGGCCCUGGAAACACUUUUCCACCAGAACCAGUACCCGGACGUCAUCACCAGAGAGCACCUGGCGAACCGCAUCCACCUGAAGGAGGAGAGGGUAGAGGUCUGGUUUAAGAACCGCCGGGCCAAGUGGCGGCACCAGAAGAGGGCGUCCGCCGCGGCGCUGGGCCUGCAGGGCACCAAGGAGCCCCCAGCCGGAGCCCCCUGCGGUCGGGGCAGCCGGGAGGACGGCGGCGAGGCGGCACGGCCCUUCCCGGCCCCGGCUCGGGGCACGGCGCUCGGGGGACGCCCCGGGUAG
Molecule: messenger RNA, 4820 nt
Organism: Cygnus atratus (black swan)
Lineage: Eukaryota; Metazoa; Chordata; Aves; Anseriformes; Anatidae
Gene: GSC2
Product: goosecoid homeobox 2
Exons: 4
Coding region: 4080-4820 (246 amino acids)
Biological process (GO): regulation of transcription by RNA polymerase II
Cellular component (GO): nucleus
Molecular function (GO): RNA polymerase II cis-regulatory region sequence-specific DNA binding; DNA-binding transcription factor activity, RNA polymerase II-specific
Source: RefSeq, a predicted model, not a curated record